AACAAGAUGACACACAGACUGAACAUUUACCCGAUGAAGAAGUGCCCACUUAUAGAAGAUCACAACUUAGAUAUUUAAUCACAAUAAAAAGAAAACUCUUGCUGAAAACAUGAGAUUACUUUGAGGAGACUCUGGCAGGAAAGAUGUCUCACAUGUAAGGAUAUAAUGGAGCAUACUCCAUUCAUCCCUCCACUGGCUCUCCACGGCUUCUCUAUGGAAAACAGUGGAGCACACUACAAGGAUGCACUUCGGCUGCGACUGCCCCUCCACCUGGACGCAUAUCUGGACCCAGUGCACGGCCAGAGGUUACCCUACAGACGGCUAACUUAUUUCCCUUUCCACGUCCCCUUUGGUGUGUGUGAUUAUUCCUUUGAACCUGCUUUUAUCCGGAAAAGGAACGAAAGGGAGCGGCACCGAGUGCGCUGCGUAAACGAAGGUUACGCACGGCUCAGAGAGCAUCUGCCGCAGGAGUUUGAGGACAAGCGGCUCAGCAAAGUGGAGACCCUGCGUGCUGCUAUUGACUAUAUCAAACACCUGCAGAGCCAGCUUGACUUAAACGUGUCCGGGAUGGAGAUGCCACUCGUUGGAAACGCGCGUACUCGUGCGUCGCUGCCGCAGAGGACAGAGUGCAACAGUGGUGGAGAAUCCAAAACUGGCCUCAACGACAGUGAGGAAAUUGUUUACUGAUAUUAAGUGUAUCUCUU
This is a messenger RNA of Gymnodraco acuticeps, 704 nucleotides long. RefSeq names its product achaete-scute homolog 4. Gene Ontology annotation, biological process: developmental process; regulation of transcription by RNA polymerase II. NCBI's taxonomy places the organism in Eukaryota, Metazoa, Chordata, Actinopteri, Perciformes, Bathydraconidae. The coding region runs from base 166 to 687 and encodes 173 amino acids. The transcript is spliced from 2 exons. The record is from RefSeq and is a predicted model, not a curated record. Gene Ontology annotation, molecular function: DNA-binding transcription factor activity, RNA polymerase II-specific; RNA polymerase II transcription regulatory region sequence-specific DNA binding; protein dimerization activity.